Molecule: messenger RNA, 1632 nt
Organism: Oryctolagus cuniculus (rabbit)
Lineage: Eukaryota; Metazoa; Chordata; Mammalia; Lagomorpha; Leporidae
Gene: FOXF2
Product: forkhead box F2
Biological process (GO): regulation of transcription by RNA polymerase II; animal organ morphogenesis
Cellular component (GO): nucleus
Molecular function (GO): RNA polymerase II cis-regulatory region sequence-specific DNA binding; DNA-binding transcription factor activity, RNA polymerase II-specific
Source: RefSeq, a predicted model, not a curated record
GGCCCGGAGCGGCCACGGCUGCAGCCCGGGCGGCGGGCUAGGGCGCUCGCCGGGCUUCUGGGCCGACCCCGCUCCGGCGCCUCCGCUCGCGGCCCGGGGCCCGCCCCCGCGGCUCGGCCUCGCUCCCGGGUCCCAGAUGACCACCGAGGGCGGGCCGCCGCCACCCCCGCCGCGCCCGCCGCCGGCCCCGCUCCGCCGCGCGUGCAGCCCGGCCCCCGGCGCGCUGCAGGCCGCCUUGAUGAGCGCGCCGGCCGCCGCCGCCCUGGAGACCGCCGCCACCUCCUCGUCGUCGUCCUCGUCCUCGUCCUCGUCGUCCUCCUCCUCCUCCUCCAACUCGGCCGGCGCCUCCUCGGCCGCCUGCAAGAGCUCGAGCGGCGGCGGCGGCGCGGGCGCGGGCAGCGGGGGCCCCAAGAAGGCGAGCUCGGGGCUGCGGCGGCCGGAGAAGCCGCCCUACUCGUACAUCGCGCUCAUCGUCAUGGCCAUCCAGAGCUCGCCCAGCAAGCGCCUGACGCUCAGCGAGAUCUACCAGUUCCUGCAGGCGCGCUUCCCCUUCUUCCGCGGAGCCUACCAGGGCUGGAAGAACUCGGUGCGCCACAACCUCUCGCUCAACGAGUGCUUCAUCAAGCUGCCCAAGGGCCUCGGGCGGCCCGGCAAGGGCCACUACUGGACCAUCGACCCGGCCAGCGAGUUCAUGUUCGAGGAGGGCUCGUUCCGCCGCCGGCCGCGCGGCUUCAGGCGGAAGUGCCAGGCGCUCAAGCCCAUGUACCACCGUGUGGUCAGCGGCCUGGGCUUCGGGGCCUCGCUGCUGCCCCAGGGCUUCGACUUCCAGGCGCCCCCGUCGGCGCCGCUCGGCUGCCACGGCCAGGGCGGCUACGGCGGCCUCGACAUGAUGGCCACGGGCUACGACGCCGGCGCGGGCGCCCCGGGCCACGCGCACCCGCACCACCACCACCACCACCACGUCCCGCACAUGUCGCCCAACCCGGGUUCCACCUACAUGGCCAGCUGCCCCGUGCCCGCGGGUCCUGGGGCCGUCGGCGCGGCCGGGGGCGUCGGCGGCGGCGGGGGCAGCGGCGGCGGCGGAGACUACGGGCCGGACAGCAGCAGCAGCCCCGUGCCCUCGUCCCCGGCCAUGGCGAGCGCCAUCGAGUGCCACUCGCCCUACACGAGCCCUGCGGCGCACUGGAGCUCGCCCGGCGCCUCGCCUUACCUCAAGCAGCCGCCCGCCCUGACGCCCAGCGGCAACCCCGCGGGCGCCGCGGGCCUGCACGCCAGUAUGUCGUCCUACUCGCUGGAGCAGAGCUACCUGCACCAGAACGCGCGCGAGGACCUGUCAGUGGGACUGCCUCGCUACCAGCCUCACUCAACUCCGGUGUGCGACAGAAAGGACUUCGUCCUCAAUUUCAACGGCAUUUCUUCCUUCCACCCCUCGGCCAGCGGGUCAUACUAUCACCACCACCACCAGAGCGUGUGCCAGGACAUCAAGCCCUGCGUCAUGUGAACAACCGGGGGCCGUGUGGUGGCCCCCACCCCCACCCCUCCUCUCCUCUCUCCUCUGCAGCCAGGGGCGGACGGGAACGGCGAGGACUCGCCCUUGCAGUAAGUAGCCCGCAGCCGCAGCCAGAGUGCCCA